Molecule: messenger RNA, 428 nt
Organism: Microtus ochrogaster (prairie vole)
Lineage: Eukaryota; Metazoa; Chordata; Mammalia; Rodentia; Cricetidae
Gene: Nicol1
Product: NELL2 interacting cell ontogeny regulator 1
Source: RefSeq, a predicted model, not a curated record
CGCGUGCGGGUCGCGGUGCGUACUCCGUUCUCCUUCCUGAGUCGCCCGCGCUGCUGGUCGCGGUUCCGUGAACCGCGGGCGGCCCCGGGCUCCCUCCUCGGCCAUGGCCCCCGCGCCCAGGUUCUUGCUGUCGCCGCCGACUUUGCUGCUGCUGCUGCUGCUGCUGAGCCUGGCACUGCUAGGCGCCCGCGCCGAGUCCGCCGCCGGGAGCGCUGUCCCCGCGCAGAGCCGUCCGUGUGUGGACUGCCACGCGUUUGAAUUCAUGCAGCGCGCCCUUCAGGACCUACGGAAAACGGCCUACAGCCUGGACGCGCGGACGGAGACCCUUCUGCUGCAGGCUGAGCGCCGGGCUCUGUGUGCCUGCUGGCCGGCUGGACGCUGAAGAUCCUUGGCCAGUGAUGUUCCCUGUUAAUAAAUGCCUGCUAGCA